Cuscuta campestris is the source of this 1936-nucleotide messenger RNA. NCBI's taxonomy places the organism in Eukaryota, Viridiplantae, Streptophyta, Magnoliopsida, Solanales, Convolvulaceae. The record is from the annotation of a GenBank genome assembly.
GGCCCAUUCCCUCUCUGCUAGCCAAAGCGAAGAAGAGAGGUUUGAGAUUUGAGGGUUCGCUAACCCUAGCGCCCUAGCAAGAGUAGACGUUCGAAUCGGAGAGACAGGCUUAGUUUCGCACUAGCACAAUCGAGAAGGCCGGGGAGAAAUCGCGAAGACUCCAAGAAGUUCUCGCGCUUGAGGCGCGCCUGAGGCGCGAUGCGCACGAAGCGCCAGGGGGAGUGCAUCGUCAGUCCUGAUGCACGCGCAGUUCAUGAGGCGCGCGCCUCACUGCGCCUCUGUGCAUUAUGCGCAUCUCGCAAGUCCUCCAAACCGCGGCACACCUUCCCGUCUCUUUCUCCCGUCUCGCAAGUGGCAGAAGUCAGAAGCAGUCAAGCAGGCCAACGUAGCUUCGCCACUUGGGGAGUAGUCAAAAGCUGUUGUGGACCAUAGAAGGACCAUAUCAAAUAGAUAUGCCUAGAUUGCAUUGUUGUUCCCUUUAGAAUCUCUCCUUAAGCAUUCAAGCACAUAUUCAAAUGCAGUCAACGUCAAUGCCAAAGGUGAGUUAGUUAAAAAUAUUUCUAAAGUUAAAUGUUUUGUCAUUUUUAGCUGAUUAGCAAUAUUGUUGAGUUUGUAAUUUUUUUUGCUAUUGGGACAUUAUGUGCAGCUAAUUUUUAAAAUGUUUGGCCUCAUCCUUUUUACUCUGUUUUUUAUUCAUCUUCCUACAUUUUUUCCAUUUCCAUUUCCUCAACAUUUGUUCCUGGUCUAUGUCUUGAUUGUAACACUAUUGCUUGUUGUAAGUUUCUUAUACAGAGUAUCUUUGUUAAAUACGGGGUUUUGCAAUCAUUUCAGAAUCAUCUAAUUUACUUCAUCAGACAAAAACAUCUGUUUUUGUUUUAAAAAUAUCUAGUUAUUUCAAGAAAAAAAGGAUCUGAUUUAUGUUUAAGGUUUUUCCAUUGGAGUUGAUGAAUUAUUGAUGAAAUGCGCUCGUGUUCUAACUAAUCUCUCACCUUUGGAAUUUAAAGUUCGUAGUCUGGAUCAAGAAGAGUUUAAUGAGAUUGUAAAGUUGGUGCUUUUAUCACCUGAGUGUGAUUUGACUUUGCCUAAAAUUGAGACGAUCAAUAGCUAUGCUUCCAUAGCCUUGGCGAUCGAUGGAUCUAUAUUUGAUGGGGAGACCCUAUUCCACAAAGGGCAUCCUCAUAACUUUAUUUGAUCAUUUUUGACAAGUAGAGCUACAUAUUCUUGUGUUGAAAGUGUCAUUCUCCCAAAUGGUAAUUGUACUUGUGUAGUAUAUACCUGUGAUCCUUUGAGUUCAACUCCUUGUUAUCGCAUAAUGGGCCAUAUUUGAAAUGAUGAUGUCUUUGUGUAGUUCUACGGUGAAGAGUUUCAGUUUGAAAAGAAUUUACACCCUCAUGUUCCCAUCAUACAGUGUGCAGGAUUUGAGUUGUGUAGAUGGUUGUUUAGGCGGACCAAUAUUUAAUGAUCAAGAUAAAAUUGUGGAAUGGUGGUUCCUCAAGUACAUGGAUAUCAAAUAGCUAUCCAUGUGACGUUUUUCAGGCUCUUUGUACGACGCUAUAUCAAGCAGCAACAAAAUGUUUCUACUUCUACGGUCGAUCCCUAGAGAAAGGAACGGAUGGAGGAGGUUUGACUAUUAAUUAUUCAACGAUCAGUUUUAUAAAUAACUUUGAAGUGUAUCCACACAUGUUCAUUUCAAAUGUGCAAAUUGUUCGAAAAAAGAAGAAACUUUGAUUUGUAUUCCAUAUGAAAGGUGAUUAUUUAAGCAAAUGUCUAAAGUUUGAAUUUAAAAUCGAAGAGGGUGUCUUAUUCCUAGCAUAUCAUUUUUGGCAUAUUAAAUAUUUUUAUAUUUUGUUUGGCAUAAUUGUUUCUGCUUUGAUGUGAGAUGAAAUUGAUAUUGUGCAUUUAUGUUGGAGUUUCCUCAUAAAAAAGUGACAGUUUC